CUGUGUUGGUGUAGAAGAAGAUGAGGCACCAGAUAUUGAUAUUUACCACUGUCCAAACUGUGAGAAAACCCAUGGAAAAUCUACUUUAAAAAAGAAAAGAAAUUGGCACAAACAUGACACUGGUCAAGCAACAGAAGUAAAGCCUGUCCAGAAUGGCAGUCAAGUGUUUAUCAAAGAACUUCGAAGUCGUACAUUCCCCAGUGCUGAAGACAUGGUAAUAAAAGUGACUGGAAGCCAACUAACAGUUGAAUAUUUGGAAGAAAACGGAUUCACAGAGCCUAUUCUCAUCCCGAAGAAGGACGGCUUGGGCCUGUCAGUACCUGCACCAACGUUUUAUGUCAGUGAUGUUGAAAACUAUGUUGGACCAGAAAGGAGUGUGGAUGUUACAGAUGUCACUAAACAGAAGGACUGCAGGAUGAAACUAAAAGAAUUUGUUGAUUACUAUUAUAGCACAAAUCGAAAAAGAGUCCUCAAUGUAACUAACUUGGAGUUUUCAGAUACAAGAAUGUCCAGUUUUGUAGAAUCUCCUGAAAUAGUGAAAAAGCUCUCUUGGGUGGAAAACUAUUGGCCUGAUGAUGCUCUGCUGGCAAAACCAAAAGUGACCAAAUACUGUCUGAUUUGUGUGAAAGACAGCUACACAGAUUUUCAUAUUGACUCUGGUGGAGCCUCCGCCUGGUAUCACAUCUUAAAAGGAGAAAAAAUAUUUUAUCUCAUCAAACCAACCUCUGCAAAUAUCUCCCUUUAUGAGCGUUGGCAGUCAGCAGCAAAUCACAGUGAGAUGUUUUUUGCUGAUCAAGUGGAUAAAUGUUACAAAUGCACAGUUAAACAAGGACAAACACUCUUCAUUCCAUCAGGAUGGAUUUAUGCAACUUUAACACCUGUUGAUUGCCUGGCCUUUUCAGGACAUUUUCUACAUAGUUUAACUGUUGAGAUGCAGAUGAGAGCAUAUGAAGUUGAAAGACGAUUAAAAAUUGUCAGCUUAACCCAGUUUCCCAAUUUUGAAACAGCAUGUUGGUACACAGGAAGACAUCUGAUGGAAUCAUUUAAAGGAUUGCACAAAGCUGGAAAGCAGCCUCCUUCCCAUUUAGUCCAGGGAGCAAAAAUCCUAAAUGGUGCUUUCAGGUCUUGGACUAAAAAGCAGGCUUUAGUGGACCAUGAAGAUGAACUCCCAGAACAUUUUAAGCCAGCACAACUGAUUAAGGACCUUGCCAAAGAAAUAAGAUUAAGUGAAAAUGCUUUGAAAGUCAACAAACCUGAAGUGGGUGUUAAUGUGAACGUUGUGGAAAUCACCCCUGCGGAGAAAGAAGAAAUACCGUCACCUCCACCACAAACGCCUCCACCACCUCCUGCGCCACCAUCGCCGCCUCCACAACCACCACCACCACCGCCAUCUCCUCCUCCUCCACCACCAACCGCUGAAAAAGUCCCUAAGAAAAAGACCCCCAAAGCAAUAAAAGCACUGAAACCCACCAAACUAUCUAAACCUCCCAAGCCACCUAAGCCUCCCAAGCCCCCUAAACCCCCCAAGCCCCCCAAAACCCCAAAAGUAAAGGGGGAAGGGAAGAAAAAAGGCAAAAAAGUUAAAGAACCACCUCAACCUGCCAUUCCAAAUUUAGACCUUCUUGAGGCCCACACAAAAGAGGCCCUAACUAAGAUUGAAACACCAAAGAAGGGAAAGGCUGCCAAGAAUGCUUUGAACACCCCUAAUAAAGAACCCAUUGAUAAACAAAAUGAAGUGGAAAAGUUUGAGAUUCGGGAGCAGAAUAAAUCCAAAACAGAAGCAAAAUGGAAAUAUAAGAACAGUAAACCUGAUUCAUUACUGAAAAUGGAAGAGGAGCACAAACUGGAAAAGACACCACUGUCAGGAAAUAAAGACAAUAAAUUUAUGUUUUCUUUCUCCAACAAGAAAUUACUGGGAUCAAAGGGAAUGAAAACUCAGUUGAAUCCUGGUAUAUUUGGGUCACAGCAAAAUUUCAAAGAAGAUAAAGCAAAACCUGUGAAAGACGAAUAUGAAUAUGUCUCAGAUGAUGGAGAAUUGAAGAUAGAUGAAUUUCCAAUUAGAAGGAAGAAAAACACCACGAAAAGAGAUUUAUCAUUUUUAUCAGAUAAAAAAGAGACCACACAGCACACUCCAGUGAAGAAGCCAAAAGUGGAAUCAGUAUUAUACAAGAGUGAUGACUCCUCUGAUGAAGAUUCUCUUCACAUUGACACCGAGGCCAAGCCAGGGCGCAAUUCUAAGGCGAAGAAAGAGACUGCAAGUUCAGCGGGCAUCCUAGAUCUUUUGCAGGCAAGCAAGGAAGUUGGGGGCUUAGAGUACAACAGCAACAGUCAACCACCGGCAUCUCCCAGCACACAGGAAGCUAUCCAAGGGAUGUUAUCAAUGGCAAAUCUCCAGUCUUCAGACUCUUGCCUACAGCCUUCAUGGGGCACCAAUCAAGCUAAGAAUAAUUCCAUGUCUGCCCCCAAUUCCAAAAAAUCUGGCAGCAGCAAUAGCAAAAAUGCAGGCAAACGAUUGUUGAAAAAGACUGCAAAAAACAGCAUUGAUAUUGAAGAUUAUUAUGAAGACCAGGACCACUUAGAUGCCUGUUUUAAAGAUUCUGAUUAUGUUUAUCCCUCCCUUGAAUCAGAUGAAGAUAAUCCAGUGUUCAAAUCUCGAUCAAAAAAGAGGAAAAGUUCCGAUGAUGCACCUUACAGCCCCACAGCAAGAGUUGGUCCAUCAGUACCACGGCAGGACAGACCGGUCCGAGAAGGUACAAGAGUUGCUUCUAUUGAAACUGGAUUGGCAGCAGCUGCUGCCAAGUUAUCUCACCAGGAGGAGCAAAAGGGCAAGAAGAAAAAGAAUACCAAAAAGAAAUUAUCUCCCAACAAUGCCAAUAAAAUCCCUCAGGAAGGCAGCUCUCCUGAACCUCAGCUGGAGUGCCAUAGCAGUAGUUUAGCAGACCACGAGUACACAGCUGGUGCCAGCACUCUUGGGGUGGCCCAAAUGAACAGAGGCCCUCAGCCCAUGGCCCCGGGAGUUUUCCUUACACAACGGAGAGCCUCAUCAUCAUCACAGAAUAAUGCAGCUGCCAAAGGGAAACGUACAAAAAAAGGCAUGGCCACAGCUAAACAAAGGCUUGGGAAGAUUUUGAAAAUUCAUCGGAAUGGGAAACUUCUCCUUUAAAAUCCGGUCAUAAUUGGGACUAUCAGAGCUCAGCGUACCCUGAGCUGUCACACUAGCUCUUCAACUCUUGAAGGACUCCAGUAGUAUUGUGCAACAUCUUAGGGACAAUACCAGUUAACUUUUUGCCACCACUUUAAUAAAUUCUUUUUAACUUUCAGCAGUUAAAACCUGUACAGAUACUGCUAUAAAUAU
This is a messenger RNA of Protobothrops mucrosquamatus (brown spotted pit viper), 3355 nucleotides long. RefSeq names its product PHD finger protein 2 (gene PHF2). The transcript is spliced from 21 exons. Gene Ontology annotation, biological process: regulation of transcription by RNA polymerase II; protein demethylation. The annotation marks the transcript as partial. NCBI's taxonomy places the organism in Eukaryota, Metazoa, Chordata, Lepidosauria, Squamata, Viperidae. Gene Ontology annotation, molecular function: histone demethylase activity; transcription coregulator activity. The record is from RefSeq and is a predicted model, not a curated record.